GUCAAAAAGAUAAAUACGUCAACGUCAGUCAAAUAAUGUUCGUGCGAUUUAGACGAGACAAAUAACUCGUUGCCCUUUGCGCACAGGCGUAAUCAACAGAUUCGACACUACAGUAUAGCGUAAUCUACAAAUAAAACUAUUAGACUGAUAACAUAUUUCCCUAAGAAAGUGUUCAGAUGGCGCGCAUCGCUUAUCAGUGAACCUGCGUACUUUAUUCCUCAAACAUAUCGUGUGGGGUAUUUAAGUGUGUAAAUAAAUUACAAUAAUUUCGCAAUGAGUGAUAUGAAUACACAGUUCGACGGGAGCAUGGGACCCUUGAUGGGUAACGUGGGCAUGGUGCCUGGAGGGUUGGAACCAAAUCAGUUUGUGUCGAAUAUGAACGUGCCUACGACGUCAAAUGGUGUUGCUAGUAAUAUGCCCCCUCCUAUUCCGCCCAGACCUGACUUAGGCCUUGGGAUGUCUCAAGGGAUGAACCCUAGCUACGGUAUGGGGUCUUAUGGUGGAAUGGGGACGUAUGGCGGUAUGGGUGGGUAUGGGGGCAUGGGAAUGGGGUCGUACGGAAUGGGAGGAGGCUAUGGCGGCUUCGGAGGAUACGGUGGCGGCUACGGCAUGGGUGGAAUGGGCGGAAUGUAUGGUGGUUACAACAGAUUUGGCAUGGCACCUGGCUAUGGAGAUAUUGAAAGCAGAUUCAUUCAAAUGGCAGAAGAGGGUUCAAGACCAGCGUUUGACUCCAUCCAGAGCCUUGUGAAUGCAGUUGGCAGCGUCGCUAUGAUGUUGGAAAACACAUUCUUUGCACUCACCAGUUCCUUCAGAGCUAUAUUAGGUGUAGCAGAAAACUUCGGCCGGCUCCGAUCGCUGUUCGCCCAGUUCUGGUCCACCUUCGCAGUGAUUAGAACGAUCAAUUGGAUGAUCAGAAAGCUGUUGGUCAUCUUAGGGAUCAGAACGGAGACUGAAUUUAAGGCGUGGGCAGAAGCCGUGGCCGCCACGCAGCAGCCGCAGGCGCCGAACACGACGGGCCCCAAGUCCUCCGGCUGGCCGGUUCUUAUGUUCUUCGGUAUAGUCGCAGCCGCUCCCUACCUUGUGUUCAAGAUGAUCAGCGGACUGACUAAGAGCAUUAAUGAGCACUUACACGACCCGACUACAUGGCACGAACCACUCCGGGCCAUCGCCCAAUUCUCCUUCACCGCGACAACUCCUCAGGAGCUCUCCAUCAUGGAGAAGCAGUCCCUCACCGUCGCCCCGCAGCACCUGCAGCCACAGCUCUGGAACUCUGGCUGGCUAAUGGCCACCAUCGACGGUAAAACUGCGGGACUAGUACCAGUCAACUACAUCAAACUCAUCAAGCCAACGAAACAUGAAGAUAAAGUCGAACAGAAGAUCAGCGAGCCGUUGACAGGUGAAUUUGAACAACAUUAAAUGUUGGCUUUAAAAGUUAUUUGGAUAUUUGGUAAGUAACCACUGGUUUCUAGAGCCAACGCAUCCUCAACAGAUGAGGUGUGGAGCUAGUUAUGAACGUAAAACUAUACGUUAUAAACGUAGUGUGUAGUCAUUUAGUUUAUACGAAAAAGUGAUAAAAUAAAAGGUAUUUCUUUUUAGGAAUAGGAAGAAGUUACUGUAAUAUCACAAAAAAAUAUAGAACCAUUCAGCUUAAUAAUAUAAUUUGAACUAUAUACAGUAGCAAAAGAAGGUAGCUCAGCCGAUGCUGUGCCAGGACGUACACGAUCUGUCACAACUGAUUUUUGCCAUUUCUAUUCCCUUCGCAGUAAGACGGGAUUUACGCUCAUCACUCAUAUAAAUGAAAUCCCCUGCGUAAUACUUGCUUCCAAAUCAGCACUGACUACGUUUGGUGUGAAUUUGAACCAAAGGUUGAUCAAUUUCACCUGUCAAUUCUGACUUGCUGUGAUUAGUUGACUCAAGAAAUAACGACCAAUGACAGCGUUUGAUAUGUUUGACAGGUGAAAUAUGUGUUCUGAUGACAUUUACCCCGUUUUCAGAGAAUAUGUCCCUGAAACCGGGGUAAAUGUUGUGAGCCAGAAAAAAAUGGCUUUGGAACCAUUGAAUAAAAAAGAAAUACUCUAAUCGAUGAAAAUGUAGAAUAGUUGGUAUUAGUAAUUAUUAGUAUGAAAAUUAAACACUAUCGCAUUUACCAGUUUAUCUGGACUGUAUCAAGUCUGAUACUCUCGAGCAAUAAGAAUUUUGAGGUUUUUGGUAAUAUGUAUUAUAGGUAGGUAUAUCCAAGGAGGAUAAUCUAGGAAACUAUAAAAUAUACUAUCUGCUUUUAACACUUAAUUAAGUUCGUCAUGGGUCAAAAUUUACUUGCAAUAAAAAAGAUAUUCUUGCCAAAGUCCUUUUUACCUUAAUAUAAAAAAGAGUAAAAUAGAUACAAAAUGUGUUCCGAUUCUUGAAAUGGACUAAUCGCGCAGUUAAGUAGACGUUUAAUCAGUUAGGUUCGCUUAGUUUCUUCUAGAUAUUUGACCAAUUUCUGCACAUGACGUGUGUACAUGUUAAGCGCGAAAAUUUAAUAACAAUCAGACAAAUAAUUUCGUCUAUGGGGUUUCCUCAACUUUCAUAAAAUUGCUUAGUAUUAUUCCCACUUUUAUACACUCACUUUCUUGUUAGGAUAUGUAUUUAUGAUAUACUUACGAACGCCUUACUAAUAAUAUUAUAAAGGCUGAGUAGCAUUGAAUAUGUCCUUAAUAUUGUUCUGUAGAAUUUUAUAAAAAAAAUCAAGUCAACUUUUGUCUGUUAAUUUCUCCCGUUUUUUGUUUAAUCCGUUCGCUAUUAGCAAACCAUGUUUUGUUCGAGUUAGCUACCAUGGUUUGGUCGAGCUAGUGAUAUUUGAAAAGGGCUCGAACUGUGAUAUGUUAUCAAGUCAGACAGUCAAUAAAACUUCACUCAGAUACUCAUUUCGCUAAAAUUUAACACAACCUUGCUUUUGAAAAUAAUGUUCGUAUUACCAAAGGGACAAAAAAUUGAAUAAUUAUGCCUAUCCUACCUUCCAAUAUCUGAGUGAUUUUUGUAAUAAAUUAUUAUUAUUUAUGUUUCCCGGCAUCUACUCUGCAUUUCGUCACAAAUUUAUUUGGAAUUUUCUGUUUUAUAACCGCGGUGUUGGUCCAAUUAUUAUUUCAAUAUUUUUGGUUGUGUAUUAUAUAAUUUAUUUACUCUACUAUUGGUAUAAGAUGAUUGUAGGUAUUGUAGUCAUAGAAUAUAAGUUUAUUUACUACCUAUAUCACAACUCUAUAGUACUUACUGUACAGUGGAUCGCUUAUGAGUAGUAACUAAUUUGUUGUGAUAUCAAUCUUUUUGCUUAUGAGAUAGCAAUAGUAACUACCUAUGUGCGAUCAACUGUACCUACACAACGCAUGCAAUAACAUAUUAGUCCUCAAUAAAAUAGUAGGGCUUUACAAAAUUUUCAAGAAGUAGAAUUACUAGUCAAUCGUAUCAAUUCAAUAUCGUUUUUAUUUUUGUUGAUUUUAAUCUGCACACAGAAUCUUUGUAUUUUCCGUUAUUGUAUUUGAAUGUUUUUUUCCUCAAACUCUUAUUAUAUAUCUUAAAUUGAAUUUGUUUGGAGGGUAGUCAAUAAUUGCAUAAUAAAUAUCGAUAUGUUAUUAUUAGUAAGCUCUCUUCAAAUAAUAUUGCAAUAAAUAUGUAAAUAGUUAGAAAUUAUUGUAAUCGUGGGAUGGACUGAAUUAGUAAAUAAAAUUAAGACAU
Messenger RNA from Trichoplusia ni (cabbage looper), 3711 nucleotides. It is a transcript of the gene Pex13, whose product is annotated as probable peroxisomal membrane protein PEX13. Bases 274 to 1416 code for a protein of 380 amino acids. Gene Ontology annotation, cellular component: peroxisomal importomer complex; peroxisome; peroxisomal membrane. Gene Ontology annotation, biological process: protein import into peroxisome matrix, docking. The record is from RefSeq and is a predicted model, not a curated record. The transcript is spliced from 5 exons. Gene Ontology annotation, molecular function: protein binding. NCBI's taxonomy places the organism in Eukaryota, Metazoa, Arthropoda, Insecta, Lepidoptera, Noctuidae.